This is a messenger RNA of Sesamum indicum (sesame), 1632 nucleotides long. Its product is annotated as serine/threonine-protein phosphatase PP2A-2 catalytic subunit. Gene Ontology annotation, molecular function: protein serine/threonine phosphatase activity. Lineage: Eukaryota; Viridiplantae; Streptophyta; Magnoliopsida; Lamiales; Pedaliaceae. The record is from RefSeq and is a predicted model, not a curated record.
UCUGAAUUUGGUUCCUGGCCACUAAUCUCAUUUGUGUCUCCACUCUCCACAUGUCUCCUCACUGUUCAGCCGAACGAGAAAAGCAAUAGAAAACGACGCCGUGAGAAGAAUCAAUCGAGCAGGUGAGUCCAAAUUUCGAGGAUUCCACCGUAUCUGAUGAUGGAUGGGCCGGUGGCGCCGACCGGUGGCAAUCGAGGUAAUGGGAACCUGGACGACCAAAUUGCUCAGCUGAUGCAGUGCAAGCCCUUGUCGGAGCUAGAGAUAAGGGUGUUAUGCCAGAAGGCCAAGGAGAUUCUGAUGAACGAGAGCAAUGUGCAGAUCUAUUUACUACCAAAGUGGGUGGUUCGCAACAUUUUCAACACUGCCUACAUGGCAUGAAGGCUUGGUGCUUAGUAAAACCUGUGAAAAGCCCAGUGACCAUAUGUGGUGAUAUUCAUGGGCAGUUCCAUGAUCUUGCGGAACUCUUUCGGAUUGGUGGAAAGUGUCCAGAUACAAAUUAUUUGUUUAUGGGAGAUUAUGUUGAUCGAGGAUACUACUCUGUUGAGACAGUAACGCUCUUGGUAGCCCUCAAAGUGCGUUAUCCUCAAAGGAUCACUAUUCUACGAGGAAACCAUGAAAGCCGCCAGAUCACUCAGGUGUAUGGGUUUUAUGAUGAAUGCCUGAGAAAAUACGGGAACGCCAACGUGUGGAAGAUCUUUACAGAUUUGUUUGACUUUUUCCCUCUUACCGCAUUGGUUGAAUCAGAAAUAUUUUGUUUGCAUGGUGGAUUGUCACCGUCCAUUGAAACUCUUGAUAAUAUCCGUAAUUUUGACCGUGUUCAAGAAGUUCCUCAUGAAGGACCCAUGUGUGAUCUUUUAUGGUCUGACCCUGAUGAUCGAUGUGGUUGGGGUAUCUCUCCAAGGGGUGCUGGAUAUACAUUUGGCCAAGACAUAUCAGAGCAGUUUAACCAUACAAACAACUUGAAGCUUAUAGCCAGAGCACACCAGUUGGUUAUGGAGGGAUUCAACUGGGCUCAUGACCAAAAGGUCGUUACAAUCUUCAGUGCACCUAAUUAUUGUUACCGCUGCGGGAACAUGGCAUCUAUUCUGGAAGUUGAUGAUUGCAAUGGUCAUAAUUUCAUUCAGUUUGAGCCAGCUCCUAGACGUGGUGAGCCAGAUGUCACUCGAAGGACACCAGAUUACUUUCUCUGAUAUAGCUGGAAUAGUUGCCGAAUAGUGUCAGGCAGAUGCCUUCAAGCUGCUUUGUUGGUUGAUUGCUGCUUACAAGGUUAGAAAAUAUACUGAAACUGAAAGUAUUGAGAAGGAUGGUAAAAGCAUGUGUAAGAGACUGGGUGGUACUUUAUCUGGUUCAGCUGUCGUCCCGAAACUAAUGGAGAUACCGCAGAAGAGGCAGUAGAGCUGGCUGUGCUAUCGCUGCACAUAUAUUACCUAUGCAAAAGAUGAGGCAUAUUUUUCCCCCCAAAUCUUCCAUUUCUCUUUGCCAUAUUUUUGUCAUUUAUCAUAGGUGGAUGGUUUUCAGUUUGUUACACUUCCUCCGAAUUUUUUGAUCCCUUAUUAUAGGAAAUACAAUAAGGGUUGUAAAGGAGAGAAUUUCGUCACAUUUUAAUUUUUAAGUGCGUGCUGGUAAAUUUUA